GAGAUAUUUUGCCAUGCCAUGCAAGGGGGCUUGCGAGGAGGAGUGCGCACAUAGCGGCAGUGCACUUGAGGCUACACUAGGGGCGGAGACCUCCCAAGUCUCCAAACAUCACUAAUCCGCGUCGGACACUCUGGCCACAAACCAUCACUGGCCUCGUUUAUCACUCACACACCGACGCGGGGAGGGGGGAAAGAGAAGGGAUGGGUAGGAGGGGGGGUGGGCGUGGGGGAAUUUUAAGCGAAAUUAAAGUGUCCCGGGCACCAAGCAGAGGGUUGAGACUGCAGCCCUGCGUGUCGGAGGGAUUGCCAAUGGUGCACUAUGACAGAUAGCGCUGCACGUAUCUGCAGCAGGCGCCUGUCUUACUCCUAGCCCCGCGCUGGAUUCACAGAAUUUGGCGCAAAAAAAAAGGAAAGGAAAAAAAGAGAAAAAGAACCGAUUGGAUUCUUGCACCGGUAUCCCACCUUGGAGGUCCUGCAUUGCAAUUUUGGUUUCAAAGACCCAUCGCCUUUCAAUGUGUGGAGGCGCAUGUAUGAAGAUGCCCUGUGGCUGAGGCAGAGAAUGUUUUCAACCAAGCGCUCGGCAGGAGUGUGGUGAUGAGAUGGAUGGAGCCAAAGACCAACCAGCUCCCACAUCCCAGCAUGUCCAAUGGCAGCAAGUCCCCCCCGCAGUCGGCAGAAGCUGCAGGCUCUAACUCCAUGGCAUGGGUGAAGAUGUUUAAGAAGCCUGGAGGAGGAGGAGGCCUGAAGAAGUCUUACCAGCCGGGCAGCAUGUUAUCUCUGGCUCUCACCAAGGGCCUCCUGAACGAACCUGGGCAGAAUAGCUGCUUCUUGAACAGUGCUGUUCAGGUCCUUUGGCAGCUGGACAUUUUCAGGAGAAGUCUGAGACACCUCUCAGGGCACUUUUGUCUGGGCGAUUCCUGCAUUUUCUGCGCAUUGAAGAGCAUAUUUUGCCAGUUCCAGCAGAGUCGUGAGCGUGUGCUACCAUCAGACAGUCUGCGUAAUGCCCUCGCCGAAACCUUCAAAGACGAACAACGCUUCCAACUCGGCCUCAUGGAUGACGCUGCCGAGUGCUUCGAGAAUAUCCUGGAUCGCAUUCAUCUGCACAUCGUCUCAGACACGGCCACCGACUCUUGCAGCUCCAAAUCCUGCAUCACCCAUCAGAAAUUUGCCAUGAUGCUUUAUGAGCAAUUUGUGUGUCGCUGUUGCGGUGCGUCGUCGGACCCCCACCCUUUCACAGAGUUGGUACACUAUGUUUCAACCACUGCUCUAUGCCAACAGGUGGACCGCACAAUGGCAAAGACCGAGCGUCUCAGGUCAGACAUGUUUGGAGAAUUGCUGCAGGCGGCAAACAACACGGGCGACCUGCGUAGCUGCCCCAGAAAUUGCGGUCAAAGCAUCAAGAUCCGUCGGGUGCUCAUGAACUGUCCGGAGAUAGUCACCAUCGGAUUCGUAUGGGACGCAGAGCAAUCUGAUCUGACGGACGAUGUCAUCCGCUCACUCGGCCCGCGCUUGAACUUGUGUGGUCUUUUCAACCGUGUCACUGAUGAAAACGCCAAGCGCAGCGAACUCCAUCUCGUGGGAAUGAUUUGUUUCUCCAGCAAACACUAUUCGGCCUUCGCCUAUCACACCAAAUCUUCCAAAUGGAUGUUUUUUGAUGAUGCCACUGUAAAAGAGAUUGGCUCUAAAUGGAAGGAUGUGGCUUCUAAAUGCGUCAGGGGACAUUUUCAGCCACUUCUUCUGUUUUACACUAAUCCCGAGGGGACGCCUGUGUCUAACGAGGAUGCACCAAGGCAGACCACCAUGUGUCCUCGAUACAAAGGUCACGUCAAUGGUGAGACGACGGUGAAAAAUCCCCUCAGUCAAAACCGAUUCCAGGAAGCUUUUAUGGAGAAUUUUCUGAGAGUCGGUGACACUACAAAAAAGGACCGUGUGAACACGAGAAUCGACGCCUCCCAAGCCAGAGACAUGACCCACACAAGAUCCUCGUCUCCCCCUGAGAAUGGACCAAGGGAGCAGAAGUGUAAAAGCUACGCCCGCAAUGAGAAGUCAGCCAGCCAUUCGGGCAGACCAUGUCGGGAGGCACGUGGGCAGUUCCGACCCACACAAGCCGCAGGGCACGGCAGGAAAAGCCAUCUCUCGCCCGGUCGUUCCGAUCAGGACAGCCCCCAGGAUCAGUGGGAAAACGGGGGGAGUGCUGGAAGUCGAAAUAAGUGCAAAUCCACCUGGAGACCCGUUCGUGAGGUGCUAAACGUGGACACUGUACUCAACGAACUCGAGCAGCGUCGUCAACAGCAACACGACAGCCCUCGAUGCGCCAAGACUGAACGGGCCCACGCCGAACAAAGUAGGGAGCGCGAGCGGGAGUACGCACGGACCACCAGGGAGGAUCGCAAGCAGAAGUGUUUGAUGACCAUUUACGAGGAUGAGCAGCGUCACGAGACGGAGAGCCACAGCUCCGUGGAGUCGGACAGCAGGGUCACCCAGCAGAGGGGUGGCGGCAGGUUAACGGGGGGCGCCAAGACGCUUCUGCGCAGUGACACCUGGACCAUCCAGAGAACCGAGUCUGGGUACGAGAGCAGCGACCGCCUCAGCAGCGGAUCCACCAAUCCUGACUCGCCAGGCGUCGACGGCUUUGUAGUCAAAGAGCAGAGGUCCACAACGGAAACCCAGUUCCAAAGCCAGCUUCACGAAAAGGCAGGUGAUGCAAAAUCCAGCGUAAUGUCCUCACCGUCACACAAUGGUAAACAUCAGGCUAAACCUCAGGGAAAGAACCAUGACCAGGUUUCACAUUCACAUCUUAAGUGCAGUCCAGGUUCAAGGCGCAAAUCUAAGUACACGUCCAGUACUUGCAGAAAACCUUGCGAGCGGGAGUGCGUGGCCGCGGAUAACAGGCAGAGUGAGCAGCAGGAGCUGACAAGCGGUCGAGGCCACGUGGGGGAGUGCGCGGCCUCCAGGCAUGUCACCAAGACCAGCAGCUCCGAGUGGAACAGCUCAGACGACCUCGCCCUGUCCGAGCUCGAGGACAGAGACUCUUAUCGCUCCAGCGAUGCCGCCGCCUCCGACCCACAGUGUCCUCACGCCCCCCUGGCGUACCGCUACCCCGCCGGCAAUGCCGCCGCUGAGCCUCAGCGCCAGCUCGACACCUCGGGUUCAGCCUCGCCUCACCUUCGACCCGGCCAACGACUCUCCCCUCAUCAGAGCGAAACGAGCGACGCCGUGUUCCGCCCCAGGAUGCUCGAAGAACACUUCCAGGCCAGCCCUCGCCACAGGAAGCCCGACAUCUCCGGCUUGCGGACCUUCUCGGACGCCAGUUCCAAGUCGGGCUCGGACCCAGAGAGGAGCACGCCGUCGUCAUGCGAGAGCGACGACAGACUGGCGGCGGGUUACCGAGCGGAGCAGGCGCCUCACACUCAGGAGGUUUCUCUCACCACAUACUUCAACGUGGACAAUUGCAUGACAGAAACAUACCGUCUCAAGUACCACAACCAGCGGCCUCUGCUGCUGUCGGCCACCGUGCCGCGAGCCGUGGGCCCGUCUGAGCGCAGGGACGCCUCGCACACCCUCCCUACUGACACGCAAGAUGUGUCAAAAGCCAAACCUGAAUCAAGCAAUACAAGCAAUAAUCCCACCGCGAAAUGGAACCCAGUAAGCGCCAAAGGUCUGGAUGAACGAGGCUUUUUAUGAGUCUACUCUUUUUUUUUGUUUUUGUUUUUCUUUUUUUACAUGCAUCAACUGUGCGGUCAUAUGAGAUUGAAAAUGGAUGCCAAAGAGUUUACAGAGGUUUGAAAUAGACUAUGUGGACAAAAGUGUUGGCACACCAUGUUGAUAACACCUGCGGGCAGUGAAAAUGUGCUGCUAUAAGGCAUCGGGAGGGGGGGGGGGGGUCAAUAUGUUUGUUGGACCUGGCUACAAUUAUUGUCCUAAAUGUUGUUGAUCUCAAAUUCACACUCACCCAAGCAUGCCUUUCUGGUUCUUGCCUUUCCAUCAUAUCGGUUCCCUCCAAACCUAGAAUUGUCCAAAAUGUCUUCUUUAAGGAAGGGUACUCACCAACAAGUUCAUCAGAGGCAGGAAACCAACACUUUUUUUCGUUGAUAUGUGCGUUGACUCAAACAUCCAAAACUUUAAAACAUCACUCGAGACGUAAAAAUCGGUAUAGUGUGUGUAACUCAAUUCAGAUGAAUUAUGAUUCAAGAAGAGAACAACAACCCCCGAUUGUUUAAUUCAUCCAUCGUGAGGUGUGUCCAAAUCAUUUUUGUCCAUCCCAGAGUGAAAUUUCCAUCCUGAGUGGAAUUUAUGGCUGCAAGCAUAUCAUCAUAAGUGUAGCCUUGUUUCAAGAUGAAAGAUGUUAUUGUUUCAGGCAUUAUUAACGCUCUCUUUUGCACACACACGCACUUGUCUUCCACAAGUUCUGGACAGUUUUGCACUGAAUCCUAUUUUAGACACGUUAUGCAUAAUUUGAUAAACAAAAUUUGUGUUGUAAUAGCCCUCAGAAGUGGAUCAGAACACUGCUGGUCCAUUUCGAUACAAACUUGUUAUACAAUUGUCUUGACACGGCAGCAUGAUGUCAUGUGUUCCCACCGAAGAGGCUUACAUCAUCAACGCUGAAGGCAGUUAUCUUACAUAUUGAAUGAAUACUACACUGUGAAGGCACCCCGGCAUGUUCAACGUUAUCAGAUUUUAUGACGACGCCUUCAUACACGAUCAGAAUAGACUGUGAUUUAAGUGUUGAUCUGUGAUUAACACAGAAAAAUAGAAAGUUUAACAUUGCGAAAUUAGCCAUUUGAUGAGGGAUAGCGCGAUUAACAGGAGGAUAAUAGCAAAUAUGACCAUCAGUUCUAAAGGAGACUUAAAAUAAGUGAGACAAUGGCUUGUAAGACAGCCUACUAGAACAUCUGAACUUCAUUUGGAGGUUUUUUUUUUUACUUUUACUUUUACUUGAAGACACAAGUCAAGACAGCAAGAGCCAUAAAUGCAGUCAAAUGCUGCUUACGUUCACAAUGAUAGCACUUUGAACUCCCAAAAUAAAGCAAAAAGUUAAGUUUUUGUGAAUCAUCUGAAAUUAAAGUGGCGUCGACAAUACGCUUACAUUGAUUGUUGUAAUUCUCAUGGUCUAUGAUGGCAAACUCGUAAACAUUGGCCAAAUCCUUCUGCAGGUCACAUUCGGACAUACGCCCUUAGUACUUAGUCCAAACUGGUGCCACUUAUUGCUUCUUUUAAUGACCUGCCAAGUGUUAAUGAGUGACAGAAGCUUAUGCAAAUGCAUCGUUAAUGAUUUUUUUUUCUUUUUUAGUGCCGCCAAUGAUAUUUGAAGCAAUUAAAAGCAGAUUUAAAGGCCUCCCAAGUGGGGAUACGUACACAUAAGUUGCAUGCCAGCCGCCCACAAACGAUUCAGCCUAUUUUGUGUUUGACUCUCAAUUCUUCUCCCAAUCCUCACAUAUUAAAUGCUACUACUUAUGGUUUCGGUGUGAAGAUGUUGGCUGAAUGGUACCAAUGAAAUUCAGAUGCCAAUCCGACAUCACGCUGGGAUAAAAGUCCCACAAUGUCCCCCAAAUUCCCCCCCAAACGUGCAUGUGGCCUUUACCAAGUCUUUCUAGCUUGCUUGUUACAGCAGAAGCAUGAGCAUGACAAUAGUCCAAAACAACAUAAACUAUCCAAUAUUUAUUGAAACGUAUUAAUCCGAUUGAUGUUUGUAAGUCAAACCGUUUUGGGGGUUUUUUUGUUUUGUUUGUUUGUUUGUUAUUUUUAAACACUUGAAUGUUCUGAUUCUCUUGUUUAUCCGAAUGCAUCUGUUGUAAAUAUGAACGUACGAAGCAAAUAAUAGACUUCGAAACUGUCCGGAGUUAUACUAUGCAUUAAGUUGAUAUGGUUAUUUUGACAUAUGUUAAAAUGUUGUCAGAUCUGUAGCAUCCCAAAACGUAUGUAAAAAUAAUAUACGUGUGGAUGCAUCAUCACAUACACCUGUACACAUUAUUAUUAAGAUUUAUACUUUAUUUUACUUACUUAGCUUUAUAAAGGACCUUUCAAGGGGACCCAAUAACUCAUGGCCGUAAUUAAAAAAAAUAAAAAAAUACAAUGCCAGACCAAGUUUUUACAAAUAUAAUAACGUCUGUUUUGAUUGACACAGUAGCUGAAUUAUUCAUUUCAUAAUAUUUUGUUAUUGUGGUUGUUUGCUGUGUUAUUGAACUAUCGACAUUUAAAUUUGUAAACGUUUAAAAAAAUGUUCCAAACAAAAUUACACCCAAAAAUGUUGGCAUUAUUCUAGUUAGUAAGGAGGCGUUUGCAUUCUUGAAACUGCUCGUAAGAUUUGAAUGUAGCCUUUCUUGACUAAUCCCCGCCCUCGACCACAGCCACGCCCCUCACUAACAUGCUCGAGCGCAAUUCUCAAGCAUGGCCAUUCAGAAUGUAUGUCCGGCUGCUGCAAAAUUGCAGCAGUAGCAAUGCUAAACUAGCAUUAGCACUGUAAACAAUCUGACUUUAGCCGCAGCUGCUAUGUUUGUCAUUCGUAAUGGAGUUUUAAGACAAGACUAUUUGUUAUAUGUGUGAACUUUUAUUUUGUUUUGAAAAGAUAUUUUAAAAAAAGACCCGUCGUGCCGAAAUGUUGCUCAGUCUGCAUCCUGCUGAAUCCCGAAAUGUUGCUCAUUCUGCAUCCUGCUGAAUCCUCUCACUGCCUGAGUUAUUUUUCCUGUGCUCUUGUUUGCUAGUCUUGUGCCUAGUUGUUGGCAAAUAUGUUCUCAUUUUGGGGGUUGGAUAUUGUGCCAUAGUUUCAGCAAAGCUCCUGAGGGCCAAGGUAAAGAGGUCAGCACGAGGCCAUGGGGGCAUGAAUGUUUUUCCGAAACAUCAUAGCAAUAAAUUACAACGCAUGGUAAAAUCCGUCUUGCGCAAGCUUAUAUAGCUAAAAAAUAAUAAUAAUAAUAAAUGAAAAUCUCUGAAAAAACCUGAUGUGCUACCAAAAAAAAGGCAUUUUUGAAAUGAGCAUCAAAAAUACAUUUAGGGAUUCAAAUUUGCUGCUGACCAAUGUUCAGCUAUUUGGCUAAUGAUACUGCGUGUAUAUUAUGAUGAAUGUUGACGCUGUUUAAAAUGACACAAUAUCAAUCGUCGGCAAUGACUGAAGAAAAAAAAAGGUGAUACACAACAACAACCACACUAAUAAACAUAUUAUUAAAUGGACUAAACAUGUUGACGGAAUAAUGAGACCUCCUUGAAAAUGACAUGCUGCAUCUCAAGAAUUUAUCAAAUUUAUAUUGAAUUACUUUACAGGUGUAGCAAAUGUUUUGUCCUGUGUAGUGCUUCUUCAUUUCUUCAAGUAUUUUGAAGACAAACCUCAUCCCUGGUCUGUACCUUAUCAUGCCAUAAUACUAUAUUGUACAGUUACUACAAUUAUUUGAUGGUGUAUAUUUCAUUUUAGAUGUGUCACACCAUAUAAAUGUGCCCCAGCCCUCCCAAUCACCUAAAGAGAGUGUGCGACAUGACUCAAGGAUGCCUUCAAGCGAGUUGAUUGUGCUGUUGUGCUUAUACUAAUGGAUGGAUUGUUCCUUUGUGUUGUUUUAGUGGAUUAUUCGAGCCAUUGUUAGGCACACUGAUAACGAGCACCUUUAUGACAUUUUAUUUUUUUCCUUUCAAAUUCCUUCCACUCUGUACAGAAUCCGAUUCCAUUUUCUCGUAUUGUACACUGGGCGUGUCUUCCGUUGCAUCACGAGUGCCUUGACAUUUUUAUGAGUGACACCACGUUUGUUGGUGUGGAGGCCCCGUGGCGCGGGUUGUGAUGUCAGAACUUCCCCCUCCCCCAUACCCCUCCCCAAUAUGCAGCACUAACGGGCGACCAAUGUGACGGCAAAAAAACAAACGGUCAUCCAUCCAUACGUUCUCUAGAGCGCGUCUACUCGCCAGCCAGUCAUUGGCAAAAAUGACAUCACCGCGCCAAAGCUGAAAUGUUUUUAGAGUAGUCAUUGUGUUUCACAACAUCCAAAGGUUGGACUUUUUUUUGGUCCCCUGUCACAUGAUGUUUUAUUACCGUAUUUCCUCAAGUAGUGGGCUUUAUUUUUUUGAGGAAGGAGAGAUCUGUUGGAGAUAUUGUUGCAUCAUGACAUAAUUCUUCAUGGAUAUGCUAUUAAUUUGUUCUUCAAUUAGAAAUAAUGCAUACAGUUAUAACAUUAUCAAAUACAAUGAAACUGUUUUUGUGACACUUUUUCCCACAAUGCAUAUUGUUGGGGUGGGGGUGCAUAUAAGACACACAGAUGGAUAUACUGUAGUGGCGACUCUAACCCCCUUUGCUUCUCAGCAUGGCAAUUAAUAUUAGUCGUUCCUCACAGAGGAUAAAGACUAUAUGCCACUGAGUACAGUUACAUGAUCCGACUGCUGCAUUACCGCACAGAUUGUGCUCAGAUAGCCGUUGCGACUCCACUGCAUAGAUGCAUUGCUUUUGCAUGAAGAUAGUUCAUAGAUGCAUGAAUUGCUAUUACAUUUCCCUGUCGUGUUUUCCCCAUUUUAUACUAUUCAAAGCCAUGCGCUUGAUGUAGCAGUAAACAGCUUGAAACCUCUUUUUGAAGGAUAUUUCCAGCCUCAUUUUGUCAAAAACACAUCUUAUAUCCUUCAUGAUGAUGAUCAAUAAAGUAAAUGACAAGUCUUUGUGCAUUUUACUUGCAUAGCCUCCAAAAUUCGACCAAAGGUUUUUGGUUCCAAGCCACUGUUUGGGAACCCAUUCACAUGUCCGUUUUCCAUCGUGUUUUUCUUCAUUAGUGUGAGCCACAGUCUAUCCCAGCUGACUUUGAGCGAAAGAUUUGUUUGUUCUUUUUUUUUUUUAACUUUUAUUUUUUCCAUCAAAUUUGACCCAUGACAAAAAUUAGUUUGACACGUUGCUUAUUUUCUUUUGGUUUGAAUUUACCAUGAUGCGCCACGAGUUACGAAAGCAAACCCAAAUCAGCGUGUAAAACAGAAAUGUAGCACGAGGUGGAAAUAUGACUAGUAAAAUAGAGCUGUGAUUUAGUUGAGGGGGAGGCGUUCAUUUUAUUUGGUGGACAGUGCACCCGCGACAAAUCGAGACGGGAAGGGUACUGGAACGAAGGCCACUAUUUGAGGACAUACGUAUACAUCAGUCUUUACUGCAACAGUUUGGAGAUGUAAUCACGCUCAUUUUUCAUCAACACACACACACACACACACACACACACACACACACACACUGACCUCGUGUACGUGCAGUUGUGGUUCUCCGUGGUAGCGGCCGAUGCUGCCUUGUACUGUAUGUACAUGUGGAUCACAUCUCAGUGCGAGUAGCAUCACCAUUUCGGGAAAACAACAUCCAGAAUCUGUCUGCACUUUAUAUUUUUGUAGAUAAUAAAUAUUUAUUUUUUAUUUAUUACUGUUGAAUAAAUGACUGUGUCACUAUGAGAAUGUGUCACUUUUCCCCUGUCUUCCUUUUUCAGCCGAUGAACUGCCGACUGCCAAAAACAACACCGCCUUAGUUCCUCCCCCAGGUAUACACAUUAUUUCAAACGACAAAGAUAUACUUCCUUGACAUUGGUAAGCUACUUCAACGAAAUCAUGACUUUUCACACUCUUAGACUGAUGUCUUGCUUGGCCAGGCAACUGCAAACGGCAAAAACUGAGCACAAAUACAAUUAAAAUCACAGUUGCGUGAUAAAGCCUACCGGGAAUGUUUGACACCAAAACCUGAAAAGAACCACGGACUGAGAGACGUGAAUAUUAGUAAAACAGAAUACUGAUGAUGCUACUAAACCAGUUUCCCGAUCGCCGUUUAGCCAUUUGCAUGGCUGCUAGCAUCGACAUCCAUUGCACAUAUCACUUUAACAUAAAGAACAAAACAGACUUGCAACAAAUAUAGGGACUUUAUGGCAGUUUUUGACUGAAC
Hippocampus zosterae (dwarf seahorse) is the source of this 9867-nucleotide messenger RNA. It is a transcript of the gene usp53b, whose product is annotated as ubiquitin specific peptidase 53b. Gene Ontology annotation, cellular component: cell-cell junction. The transcript has 17 exons. Lineage: Eukaryota; Metazoa; Chordata; Actinopteri; Syngnathiformes; Syngnathidae. Gene Ontology annotation, molecular function: cysteine-type deubiquitinase activity. Gene Ontology annotation, biological process: response to auditory stimulus; protein deubiquitination; sensory perception of sound. The coding region runs from base 594 to 3683 and encodes 1029 amino acids. The record is from RefSeq and is a predicted model, not a curated record.